Molecule: messenger RNA, 1165 nt
Organism: Nymphalis io (European peacock)
Lineage: Eukaryota; Metazoa; Arthropoda; Insecta; Lepidoptera; Nymphalidae
Product: mitochondrial intermembrane space import and assembly protein 40-B
Exons: 4
Coding region: 471-935 (154 amino acids)
Biological process (GO): protein import into mitochondrial intermembrane space
Cellular component (GO): mitochondrial intermembrane space
Molecular function (GO): protein-disulfide reductase activity
Source: RefSeq, a predicted model, not a curated record
UACCGAAUAUUAACAAUUAUUAUCAACAUAACCUCAUCCGUUUCAAUUUCCUUCUAAUUCAUGUGAUUCGAAGAUUGAUUCUACUUAUGGUAAUUCAAUAAUUAAACGUAUUUUUGUAACGUUACUUUUUAUGUUUUCGUUUUAAUUAUCGUCGUAAAAUGCACUCUCGAUACUUUUAUUUGGAUUUGGAAUUAGAUUUAAGCACUUCAAUUAGACCUGAGUUGGCAGUUCAAAGUAUACUGCAAGAAGCAACGCAAGAAUUGUUCGGCGAGUGUUGCGGCGUACGAGCGGACAUACUGCGCGUGCGCGAGGAGCACGGGACGGCGCACGUCCUCGUACGAACACGUGAUACACAUCUCCGCAAACUACGAGCGGCGCUCGCACUGACACCUCGUAACAUACGUGUACUUGCCGAGGCGCCUUCCUUGCAGGCACUGAUUUAAUCCUUCGCCACGAGUAUCGCGGAGAGUAUGUCGGCGCGGCGCGUGUGGGAGACGGGCGAGGGCGGCAAGGACGUGGUGGUGGUGGCGCCGCGCGACGAGCUGGCGGCGCCGAGCAGCGCGGUGCUGCCCGCGCCCGAGCCCGCGCCCGGCCUCAUCCUGCCCGACGGCGCCAUCAACUGGGGCUGCCCGUGCCUCGGCGGGAUGGCCACGGGGCCCUGCGGCACGCAGUUCCGGGACGCCUUCUCCUGCUUCCACUACAGCGAAGCGGAACCAAAAGGCAGCGACUGCUACGAAAAAUUUAGUAUAAUGCAGGAGUGUAUGGGACAGUACCCUGAGCUGUACGGCAAGGACGAGGACGACGACGAGCUGGCGGCGGCGCUGGAGCACGCCGCCGACGCGCCCGCCGCGCCGCCUGCGACCCCCGCGACCCCCGCGACCCCCGCGCCCCCCGCGACCCCCGCGCCCGCCGAGCCCGCGCCCGCGCGCGCCUGAGCGCCGGCGUGGUCUCGUAUAAAGCACAAUUGAACGUAGUAUAUAUAUUAUUGUCGAUAGUUCGAUUGUUUCUGUUAAAAUAAGUUACGUUUUUUUUUAUAUUUCAGCCAAAAAGUUUCGUCUCUUAAUGAUGAGUGUAGUGUAGCGUUCUGUGAAGGUGACAAGUAUUACUUUGAUUUUGCAAAGUAAUGAUGUGUAUCUUUGCCGUACAUAAAUGUUUUGAGAAGUUA